Messenger RNA from Talpa occidentalis (Iberian mole), 2149 nucleotides. It is a transcript of the gene C5AR2, whose product is annotated as complement C5a receptor 2. The transcript is spliced from 2 exons. The record is from RefSeq and is a predicted model, not a curated record. Gene Ontology annotation, biological process: chemotaxis; inflammatory response; complement receptor mediated signaling pathway. Gene Ontology annotation, cellular component: plasma membrane. The coding region runs from base 346 to 1353 and encodes 335 amino acids. Gene Ontology annotation, molecular function: complement component C5a receptor activity; G protein-coupled receptor activity. NCBI's taxonomy places the organism in Eukaryota, Metazoa, Chordata, Mammalia, Eulipotyphla, Talpidae.
UAUACAGGGUGGGGUCACUCUGCUAUCACACAGGCUGAUAUACUGACUACGUGGGUCCUCACCCCUGUGCAACAUACUUUGCACAUUUAACUCCUCAAGGCCUCCCCAAACUGGUGACUCAUCACCUCGAUGACUCCCAGACAGACAGAGAGAGUACUUCCCAAUCGAAACCGCUUACUGGAGUCACAGUGCCUGGCAGCACCACCCUCCUCCGCUUCCCUGGAAUCUUAAAGUGUUUUGGAUCAUGAUAUUCUGGGGCCAGGAGUUCCGGUGUGAGACUAACACAGUCUGAAACUCGGCUCUGUUCCUUGUUUAGCUGAAUGAUCUUUGGUAUCUCGGCCCGGGAUGGAGAACACGUCUCUCAGCCAUGAAUAUGAACAUUACGAUGAUGUGAGUCCAGACCAGCCCGUGGACUGCCCUGAUGGCGAGUGUGCAUCCAUCGACCUGCUGCGCACCAUCCCGCUCCUGCUCUACGUGGUGGUCUUCCUGGUGGGUGUGCCAGGCAACAUGAUGGUGGCCUGGGUGAGCAGGAAAGAGGCCCGCAAGAGAGUCAGUGCCACCUGGUUUCUCCACCUGGCCGUGGCAGACCUGCUCUGCUGUUUGUCUCUCCCCAUCCUGGCGGUGCCUAUUGUCCAUGGGGGCAACUGGCCAUAUGGGGCUGUGGGCUGUCGGGCCCUGCCUUCCAUUAUUCUGCUGUCCAUGUACACCAGUGUACUGCUCCUGGCUGCUCUCAGCACUGACCUGUGCCUGCUGGCCCUCAGUCCCACCUGGUGGGCGGCAGCGGGGCGUCCAUGCAGGGUACAGGCAGCCUGUGGGGCAGCCUGGACGCUGGCCUUGCUGCUCACUGUGCCCUCAGUCAUCUACCGCCGGCUGCACCAGGAAUACUUCCCACACAGGCUGGAGUGUGUAGUGGACUAUGGCGGCUCUGUCGUGGCUGAGUACACAGUGACUAUCACCAGGUUUAUUUUCGGAUUCCUGGGGCCGCUGGUGGUUGUGACUGUCUGUCAAGGUGCCCUCCUGUGCCGUGCAACCCAACGCCGCUGGCCACUGGGCACAGCCGUCAUGGUAUUUUUUUUUGUCUGCUGGGCCCCCUACCACCUGCUGAGGCUGGUGCUCACUGUGGCUGCACCCAACUCUGCUCUCCUGGCUCAGGCCCUGCGGGCUGAACCCCUGGUUGCAGGCAUUGCCCUGGCUCAUAGCUGCCUAAAUCCUGGACUCUUCCUGUAUUUUGGGCGGGCUCAACUACAACAGUCACUGCCAGCUGCAUGUCAUUGGGCCCUGAAGGAAUCACAGAGUAUGAAUGAAGGCAUGAGCAGCAAGAAAUCCACCAGCUACGAGGAGGUGGAGGUGUAGGCUAGAGGGAAACCAGUUUGUGUCUUUCAAUCACAUUUCAAAAAGUAGCUUCAGGUAUAGCUGGAUCCAGGAGCUCCAUAAUAUCAUCUAUUCCAUAAUUCCUUCAACUAUCAUUCAUUAUUCACAUACUAUGGGCAAGGCCCUAUUAUAAGCACUAGGGCUGCAGCAGUGACCAAAGCAGACACAAAUACCUGCCCUCAGGGAGCUGGCAUUCUAGUGGGGCAAGGCAGAAAAUAAGCAAAGAAAUAAAGGAUUCUGUUAAGUAGUGAGAAACUUAAGGGGAUAAAGAGGGCUAAUUGGAGCAGGGAUAUAGGUCUUCCAGGGAAGGUUCCUUGAUGAUAUUUGAGCCAAAACUUGAAGAAGGGAGAGAGGAGUUAUACUUAAACAUGGGGAUGGGGGAGAAGCAUUCCAAGUGGCAGGAAUAGCAAAUGCAAAGGCCCUGAAGCAGAAUUAGUUUGGUGCUUUCCAGAAACAGUGGAUAGGACAGUGUGGAUGGAAUAGAAUGAGCAAGAGGAAGUGUGUUGUGAAAUGAAGGGAGAGAAGUAAUGGGGCUCCCCACUUUAAAAGCCUUUUAGGUUACAGCAAGUAUUGGGGGGUCUCUGGAAGGGUUCUGAACUACUACACCCAGAUAAACUACAAGACACCCAUUUUUUUUAAGAGGCAUGUAUUUUAUUCAUUUAUUUUAUUUAUUUAUUUGUUUGUUUUGUUUGUUUGAUUAUACAAGCACUGGGUACAGUCAGAAGUGCGGGAGGGUGAGAGAAUUCACCAGAGCCAAAGCGGGGAGCAGAACAGGCAG